Messenger RNA from Paramacrobiotus metropolitanus, 1107 nucleotides. Its product is annotated as cold shock domain-containing protein CG9705-like. The record is from RefSeq and is a predicted model, not a curated record. Gene Ontology annotation, biological process: regulation of mRNA stability. The transcript has 4 exons. Lineage: Eukaryota; Metazoa; Tardigrada; Eutardigrada; Parachela; Macrobiotidae. Gene Ontology annotation, molecular function: mRNA 3'-UTR binding. The coding region runs from base 207 to 659 and encodes 150 amino acids. Gene Ontology annotation, cellular component: cytoplasm.
CUGAAUUUUGAAAUUUCGAAAUGAGCCAUGUUGUCAAAUACUUGUCGCACGAUUGUUGUGAUUUGCGCCUGCACCUUGUGGUAACUUUUGCUCCUUAAUCAAUUCUUUUGGAGCUUAAUAAAACUUCUGCAUCUCAGCUAACUUUGCUGCGGACAAACAACAACGUGUCGGGCUUGCGAUUUAACGGAUUGCAAAGCUCAGGAAUAAUGGAUGAGCCGGAUAUCUUGAAUGCGGAAAGCGGGGAUAAGUUCGAUGCUGACGCUUCGGUGGGGCACCAUGAGUCCGGAUCGAAGACCUCCUUGGACGGCCAUUCGCAUUCCAGCCACUCCAUUCCGAGUCCGACACCGUCGCGGAGAAAUCGCACUUUGUCUGCCUCUGAACGUGCACUUGCUGGUCCGACAUUCCAUGGAAAAAUUAAGAACUUCUGCCGACAAAAAGGACAUGGUUUCGUUACUCCUCACUCUGGCGGAGAAGACAUUUUCGUCCACAUUUCUGAUAUCGACGGAGAUACCGUGCCAAAAGAAGGCGAUGAAGUUAUCUUCAAAACUGUCAUGAUGCCUCCGAAGAUGGAGCGUCCGCAGGCUGUGCACGUUCAAAUCAUCGCCAUGAAGCCGGUCAAGCACGACCAUUGGGAGGACACGUCCAGUCCGCCUCCAUAAGUCACCAUAUUCAGAGUUGGCAAUUGAUUGCCCCCGAAGACAUCACGGCGGAAUGGUGAUGAUCCCAGCCGGAAUUGGUUGGCUCUGUAAUCUGUUAUCAGUAGCGAUAUGAUUGUAUUUGUGGCUUAGAAUUCAAAGUCCGACUUUCGAAAGCAUGGUAGCUGUUAGUACAAUAGUAGUAUAGUCUAGCCAGGUUGGCGGCGGUUUAAAAUGUUCGCUUUCGUGCUUUGUCGUUGCAUUGAGAUGUUGGCUUAUUCUAAAGAUUUUACAAUUGAACAAUACUUGCGCUUGUGUGAAUAUGUAAUUUAUUACAUUUUUUCUUCUGCUUUGGUUCAUACUUCUUUAUUUUAAUGUCCAAAGAACUGUAAACUGUAGCUUACAGUAAAUAAAAUAAAGGAAGUUUAUCCCCUUAGAGCAGCCUUUAAAAAAAGCGAAGUAAGGCUGAUCA